AUGUCCAAUGCCACGGGGAAUGAACCGAUGGACAUCUUCACGGCGGUGUGCAAGGGAGACCUUGAAGUCGUCAAAAGUCACCUAGAUGAGGGGGCAGACAUCAACCAACAAAACGAAGAGGGGACGCCUCUCCUCCUGGCCUCACGUAAUGGGCACACGCAUCUGGUUCGAUUCCUUAUCCUCAACGGAGCCGGCGUUGCAAACGCGACUGCUCGCGAUGGCUGCACGCCCGUUCACGCAGCCGCAACAUUUGGACACACCGACACCCUCCGAGUCUUGCUAGACAGUGGCGCGGAUAUUCAGGCGACCGACUACUUUCAGAACACUGCUCUACUCCUGGCCGCAACAUAUAAUCACCUCGACGCCGUGGAACUGCUCCUGGGGAGAGGAGCUGCAAAGGAGGCGAUGACUCGAAAUAAAGAAACACCCCUCGUGGCAGCUGCAAUGGAUGGCCACCUUGAGACCGUCAAGACUUUGGUUGGGCACGGCUGUCUCCUUGAGCCAGGCGAUAUAGUGGAGCAUACACCCAUGACAGUAGCAGCCUCCAAAGGACAUCUUGAGACUGUCAAGUUUCUCCAUGAAGAGGGCGCUUGUAUAGAGCCAAAGGAGGGGAGACGUCCAUCUGCUCUUCACUGUGCGGCCGGUCAAGGCCACUAUGAGAUUGUGGAAUUCCUAUGCUCUCAUCUUGAUCUUGCCAAAAACACACCGGUUUGCCAAGCUAAGGGGGACACACCACUCCAUUUAGCAGCCAGAAAUGGCCAUAUCGAAAUCAUAGAGCUUCUACUGGAGAAGGGCAUAGACGCACAUCACCGGAACGAGGCGGGUGAGACGGCACUCUAUGGCGCCAUUGAUUCAGGAAGUCUCCGGGCGAUGGAACUACUGCUCAAGAAGUGCCCCGACAUCAACAUCACGACGUCAUUAUAUGAGACGCCACUUCAAAGAGUCUGCCACCGAGGGGAUGAGAAGAUGUUCGUGCUACUUCAAACCCACUACCCGCACAUGAAAGACUGUUUCAGGAGGUGCCUGGAGGCGGCGGCUUCGCAGGGACACGGGGGAAUAGUCAAGGCGCUCCUCGAUAUUGCAGUCAAGAUUGGGGUCAAAGAUGCAGACCUGACCGAUGGUUUGUGCCAUGCGGCCUCAUCUGGCCACUUGGAGGUCGUUGAGAUCUUCCUCGACGCUGGAGUGAAAAUCGGAUAUGACGGAUCAUACCCCAAAAGUGCGAUUUUCGAGGCCAUCGAAUCGCAGAAGAUCGAACUGGUCCAACUCCUGAUAGAGAGAGGUGCUGAUGUUUGUGCUGUCGGCCAAAGACGCUGGUCACCACUCAUGUAUGCCAGUCUUGAAGAUUCUACCGAGAUCGCCAAGCUGCUUCUAGAGAAAGGUGCAGAUCCCAAAGUUUCGAACAAUACAGGAUGGACCGCUCUCAUGCUGGCAUUGGAGAAUGGCAAGGUGGAAAUAGCCAAGUUGUUGUUGGAACAGGAUGACCCGGGCUUGGAUCUCACAUCGCGCGAGGGGUGGACUGCGCUGCAUGUUGCUGUCAAACGCAAGUAUAUUGAUGUCGUCAAGAUGCUUCUCGAUAAAGGCUCGAAUCUGGAGGCGGUCGUGGAACAUGGAACGACUCCUUUGCAACUUGCCUGCCAGGCAAACAACGUUGAAAUGGCUGACCUCCUCGUCAAGAAGGGCGCCAAUUUAGAGACAGCAGAUGCGUCCGGCUGGACGGCGCUCAGCGAAGCUGCCCAUUCUGGAUUGACCGAAGUGGUCAAGCUGUUGAUUGCGGCAGGGGCAGAUCUGGAGCAGGGCACACGUGGAUGGACGCCUCUCAACCUGGCCGGAAAUAGAGGUCAUCUGGAUGUCGUGGAAAUCCUUUUGGAGAAUGGGGCGGACAUUGAGAAUAAGAACGAUAAAGGGUGGGCACCACUCGCCACUGCUCUUUCCAAAGAGAAGACAGAGGUUUUCAAGUUUCUACUCUCAAAGAAUGCCGACCCAAACGCGAGAACUUCCGACGGACACACACCUCUAGGACUGGCUGCAUCUUCAGGGUAUCUCGAAAUUGCUGAGUUGCUAUUAUCUCAUGAAAGCUGUCCUAUUGAUCUCGAAGCACGGGUGGAUGAUGAUGACAGCACGCCAUUGCUUCGAGCCGUGCGGAAGGGUCACGCAGAAGUUGCGAGAUUGCUCAUGGAAAAGGGUGCGAACCCCAUGACCAUGGACAAGCACGGCCAAACACCACUGCAUGAGGCAUCAAAGAGUGGGCGCUUGGACAUUGUCAAGGAUUUGCUUGCUCACUCUCCUGGGGCUCUUCACCUCUUAAAUACUACAAAGGGCACCCUCCCAAUUCAUUCGGCUGCGAGGAAGGGUCAACUCGAGGUUCUGCAAUACCUUCUCGCACAAUAUGAAAAGCCGGCUGCUCCAGGUGGUCCCACAUACUCGCCAGAGCAGGAGAAGAUGAAAACCACCGAAAGUCAAGCAAGCAAAGAAUGCUUGGUUAAUCAGCGUUCAGGUGUCAAUCUCCAGUCCAAAUCUGGGCGGACUCCCCUUCAUUUUGCGAGUGUUGGAGGCCAUGUAAACACUGUCAAGUAUUUGCUUGAUAACAAAGCAGACCAAGGCAUCUUGGAUGCAACAGGGCGAUCGCCAUUGGCACUGGCUUCAUACCAUGGGCGCCUUGAAACAACCGAGCUGCUCCUUGCGAGCCCUGGCUCUAAUCCAGUCUUGCUCGAUGCUGCAGGCCGCACGCCAUUGUUCCUUGCCGCUGCCAGGGGACACAGUCACGUUAUCCAGAAACUUCUUGCAAUUCCGGCCAUGGAACCGUCUGUCCUUCUCCAGAAGGAUAUAUACAAUUCAAUUCCGAUCUCAGUAGCAAUGAGAAAUGAACACGAUGAGGUUGUGAUUCAACUUCUGAGGUCUGCUAGACCAUCUCUAGAGAUGGAAGACUUUGGGGGCAGGACACUCGGCCAGUCGCUUCGAUAUCUGGCAACCGAGCGCCUGAUACACUUUUUCUUGGACCACGAGCUGGACGAAUAUUUCACGGUGCAGAAAGGGCCCUUGACAGUUGACAGCAACGGGAAACGACGAGAAGAGUGCAGCGUGUGUAUGGGGUCAUUGGGGGAGGAUCACCCUCGUUAUGAGUGUGGUGUUUGCGACCGAGCCGUUUUCAUUGAGUGCGGAUAUUGCUUUGAACUCGGGCACAAAUGUCCUGAUAAAUCCCACAACAUGACAUACAAAGCGGAUGAAAUUGAAGGGGAUGAAGGUGGAGGGAAAUGGGUGGUUCUCCAAGCAUAA
Molecule: messenger RNA, 3273 nt
Organism: Clonostachys solani
Lineage: Eukaryota; Fungi; Ascomycota; Sordariomycetes; Hypocreales; Bionectriaceae
Source: the annotation of a GenBank genome assembly